Messenger RNA from Penicillium paradoxum, 612 nucleotides. RefSeq lists its product as uncharacterized. The transcript has 2 exons. Bases 1 to 612 code for a protein of 203 amino acids. Lineage: Eukaryota; Fungi; Ascomycota; Eurotiomycetes; Eurotiales; Aspergillaceae. The record is from RefSeq and is a predicted model, not a curated record.
AUGAAGUUCACUGGUGUCACCAUUUCUCUUGCCCUUGCUGGCCUCGCCUACUCCGCCGCUAUCCCCGCCCUCGGCGACAUCCAGGGCACCGUUUCGGGCAUUGGGAGCACCGUUGGGGAUGCCGCAGGUCCCGCCACUAACCUUGUUACGCCCAUCACUUCUACCGCCGGCGGCCUGAAUGGUGUCAAGCGCGAUAAUACCGCCGCCAUCGGCGAUACUAUCCAGACUGUCCCUGGCAUUGCCAACGGCGGUGUUGCCAUCACUGGUAGUGCCGUUGGUACCGCCAUUGGCGGUGCCGUUCCUGCUGCAAAACGUCAGCUCAACGACCUCGUUGGCAGCACCGUGGGUUCUACCGUUGGUAGCACUGUUGGCUCCACUGUUGGAAGCACCGUUCCCGCCACCGUUGGACAGGUUGGAGCCAUUGUUGAUGGCGUCGGUAAACGCCAUGGUAUCGCUGGCAACAGCGCAAUCUCUCAGAUCACCAGCAACCCUGCCGGUCUUGUCUCUGCUCUGGGUGCUCUCAAGCACGCUGUCAAUGCCGGCGAGAUUACCCAGGGCCAGCUCUCUCAGCUCCCUGUCCUUCACAACGUUGUUGCUCUCCUCAACAUUUAA